This is a messenger RNA of Electrophorus electricus (electric eel), 1565 nucleotides long. It is a transcript of the gene glipr2l, whose product is annotated as GLI pathogenesis-related 2, like. NCBI's taxonomy places the organism in Eukaryota, Metazoa, Chordata, Actinopteri, Gymnotiformes, Gymnotidae. Gene Ontology annotation, cellular component: extracellular region. The record is from RefSeq and is a predicted model, not a curated record.
AUGCUCAGAGAGAGAGAGAGUGAGGAGAGCAGGAGAGCAGGAGAGAGGAGGCCCAGUGGAGCAGGAGGGAAGCGCUAGGGGCAGCAGAAUACAGAAAUGUGGUGUGUUUAGUAAACUGAAGCAUUUCCACUGGAUACCAGGAAGAGGAGCUGCUAUAUUUUACUUGUGUGAAAGAAAACGGAGAGAAAGAAAGAAAGAGAGAGAGAGAGAGAGAGAGAGAGAGCGCAAAAGAGGGUGGAGUGAGGUGAUCUAUCGCAGCAGCCGCCAGGGACUGAAAGGCCAGCAGUGUGUGGGAGCCAGUAGCAGAGAUCUCCCCUCGUCAUGGGCAAAUCAGCCUCCAGGUUGUUUUGUGAGGAGGUGCUAAGGAGUCAUAAUGAGUACAGGAGGAAACACCAGGCCCCGCCGUUGAAGCUCAGCAGUAAGCUCUGCAGAGAGGCGGCGAGGUAUGCCGAGAGCCUGGCUAGCACCCGGAUCCUUAAGCAUAGCGCUGAGUCCAGCAGGGGAAGCUGUGGAGAAAACCUGGCCUGGGCAUCUUAUGAUCAGCCAGGUAAGGAUGUGUCUGAUCGCUGGUAUAAUGAGGUGAACCAGUACAACUUCAACCAGCCUGGAUUCUCCUCUGCCACUGGGCAUUUCACUGCCAUGGUGUGGAAAAGCUCGAAGAAGCUCGGCGUGGGGAAGGCUGUAGCCUCUGACGGCUCCACCUUCGUGGUGGCCCGCUAUUUACCGGCGGGCAACAUCACCAACCAGGGCCACUUUCAGGCUAACGUCCUGCCCCCUAAGAGCUGACCUCGGAACAGCCGUGGCUAGAGCGCAGAUGAUGGGGAGCUGAGAGAAGAGUUGGACGCAGGUCUGAGAACAGCUAACGAAUGCCCUGGAUGGCCAAACAUUAUCAAACACACUGACCAUGAUAUGAAGUAUUUAGUUCGUCUUAACAUGUUCAAAUGUACUUGAAUGCUAAAGCCGAGUCCAUGUUCACAAAGAUCACCCAUAAGACAUCACGCAGAUUUCCUGAGCAAAAAGUAAUGUUUGCUGGAGGUUUCAGUCAAACAAAUUAAUCUGUGCUAGGGAACUAAUCUUUGCGAACAUGGAGAUUAUUUUAUUGUGUCUUUAGGAACCUUUUAAGAACUUGAAAAUUGAUGUAAGCUCAUGUGUGAUAUUGGGUUUGUAGUUGCAAGGCACCUGUGUGUCUCUAAGACACCCCCUCCCUGCUAUUGUCCUGAAUUGUUGCUGUUAGGUGUCAGUUAAGGGGAAACUUUAAACAUCCUCAGUACUGUGAAAAAAACAACAACAAAAAAAAAACUGUUGUACCAAUUCUCUGUAUUUCCAGCUGUGGUCUGGGUGACUUACAACGCUACAUAUUUUAACUGGUUAGGGUCUCUCUGCACAAGCUUGUCAAUGCUACAGUUAAUUAGUAUUACAAUAAUAUUCCUCUAUAAAUAUUUACAUUUUCCAAUGUGUUUUCAUAGGCUGACCACGUUUCAUAUCUUGCACAGAAUUUUCAUUAAUGACUUUUUGAAUUCUUUUCUUUUUAAUUAUAUAAUAAAAUUGCAACUGUUUUUGAUGUU